Molecule: messenger RNA, 1299 nt
Organism: Pocillopora meandrina
Lineage: Eukaryota; Metazoa; Cnidaria; Anthozoa; Scleractinia; Pocilloporidae
Source: the annotation of a GenBank genome assembly
AUGCCAAAGUCCUCAAGAGAAGGCUGCAUAGUGGAAAGGAUGGUUAUCCAAAGGAAUCUAAAUCCUAAAGGAGCAAACAGAAUGCAGCAGGUGCAACACAAGAAGAUGUUGUACACUUUUAGCAAGCCCCUUACCUUCCCAGAUUGUUGUGAAUCUCCUGGUCCUGAAAGACCCCAUAAGUGUUAUCAGUGCAAAAGAAGGUUUAAAUCAGAAUAAAGUCUCGAAACACAUGAUUAUGUUGUUGCAUAAUUCUUGGGAGGAGAUCGGAGGGGCAAAAGUGUGUUCAGGUUUUUUGAAAGUUGGAUUCCACCAUAUUGAAUUUAAAUAUUCAGAGUUUGGCACAUGGUAUGAUUUAUAAGUGAGUUUAUUUGGCCUGUACUAAAAUCAUAUUCAAGGUAUUCAAGUGAACACUUGACACCUCCUUGACACCAUGUCACACAGCGUGGAAUGCUUUCAUGAAUAAAUACAAAGGUACAUAUCUGAGAAUUAGUCUUGCACUUUUUUUCUGUUUUUUUUGUUUUUUCGAGAUGUGAGCUUGGGAUGCCUGUGGUCUACCACAUCUUUGACCCAAAAUUCCCAUGUGCUUAAUAAAAUAAUUAGUGUGGCACAUCGGUAAAUGUUGUUUUCCUCUCGUUUGAUGUUAGUUUUGGAUCUGCUUCCAUCUAGAGUUCUACUCAUAGUACUAACAUGUUUCAUCAUUUUAGAACAACUUGAAAAAAACUAAUAAACAAAAUAAACAACAAAAGCAAUGUCCCAGUUUACAAACAACAGUCCACAAAGCCACAUUUUCUCGAAGUUGGUGCUGAGUAAAGUUCCAAUUUAAAUUUUUGUCAUUAAUGUUAUAAGGAGUAGUAUUAUUUUUCAAAUAUCAUUUGAUUUAGCCAACAGUAACUUCAUUUACAAGGAGAAUGUGUAUUUGAAAAGUAGAAUAAAUGAAAUGUUACAGUGUAAGUGUUAUACAACAUUCAUGAUUAUUCUUGGUGAUGCUACAUGCCUUCAUCUGAUUGAUUUUAAGAGAAUCUUUGUGGUUCUAUAUUUGUUUUAGGUCUGGCCAAAUGUGCAUAUGCCACUGAUAAUGACACAUUUAUCUCCAUGUUGUACAACAAAGACGGUUAUAAGCCUACAAAACUUCACAUAAAUCUCAACAUGGCAAACAAUGCCAAUUAUCAAUGUCCCUCAUUUGGCCCAAAUUUUGGUGGUGACAAUGACAUCCACAUAAAGUCAAAUGCCAUCAGCAUGGAAGAGUUCUACACUGGUUGUGGUAAUACCUACAGGUACGACACACUUCAGGUUACUUGA